Messenger RNA from Maniola jurtina (meadow brown), 1199 nucleotides. RefSeq lists its product as uncharacterized. The coding region runs from base 146 to 580 and encodes 144 amino acids. The record is from RefSeq and is a predicted model, not a curated record. NCBI's taxonomy places the organism in Eukaryota, Metazoa, Arthropoda, Insecta, Lepidoptera, Nymphalidae. The transcript has a single exon.
UCCACGGUCACGCCGCGCGCUCCUUGCUGCAUCUCCGAUCAAUUACCCUACCAAGUUCAAGAACGUCUCGGGUAUAAAAAAACACAAAAAUAUCAACUCAAAUUAGGAACGAAUGGUGCCGAUCGCUCGCAUACUUAUAUAAAUAAUGUUGUGGGCGCGCGCGGCUCAAACACCCGACACACACCGAAACAUGUACGCGUAUCUCGCGCUAGCUGUUGUGCUCGCAGCCUCUGCACGCGCGGCUUCAUCGCCCCGCGACCGAUUCGGAUACGAGAGAGAAAUAGACACGAGAUAUAAUCAGGUCCCAAAACUGUUGGACUACGUGCUCAACGGAGAAUUUUUAAAUGCACAAAAGAAUCGAGCCAAACUUGUAACAAAAUUGCGACCGGAAGAAGCUGUGGUCGCCGACAAUGUGAUUUUGGAAUCGAACGUGGUGAAGAUCGUAAAACCUGCGAAGAAAUCGGACAGCGGUGAGCUCGUGCGAAGGAGACGUGGCUACAAUUUGGAAAAUGUGAUAGUUCCCGCUAGAUAUCCUUAUCUUCCAGUAGUACGGUAUAACCGUUUCCGCCGGUGGGGCUAGUGGCAUCGGGUUGCCGCACCAUUAAAUGUCAAGGCUGCAUGAAGCUAAUCAACAGCGGGCCAUGGCUCGAGCCGCCGAGCGCAUCCAGCGCGCAAGAUGUCGCGAACAGACUUAUUGACUUAUUAUGAAGUGGCUGUGAUCGAAUGUUAAAGUUAUGUUGGCGGUGUUAAAGGCUUCGAUUGAAAAAGUUGCAAGAGACGGAGUGAAAAGACAAUAGUUAUUGUUAAGUGUCAUUUUAGUAAAAUAAGAUGUAAAUUAAAAAUAUAUGUUAGUACACGCUUAUUGUUCAAUUGUGUUGUUAAUUUUUCUAAACACCUAUUACUAGACUUUAUUACUUAAUAUAAAGCACUAACCGGAGCUGUUUAAAAAUUAAUGUUCUAAUCUUUCCGUGCUUCGCUUCAUUUAAUAAGACGUAAAAUAUUCAAACGAUGGAAUACCGACAUCAGGACAAACUUGAUUUUUUGAAACUUUACAUCAUCGUUUUCUUCAUUAAUUAAAAAUACCAGACUUAAUGUCUAUAAUUAGUUGCUUUAUUGCUUUGAAGUACAAUAGCACAAAACUGCUGGAAAAAAGUUGUUUCUGCCCUAGUUCGUCCCUAAAAUAUAAAGCAAUUCUGAAA